CAGCGGGCGGAGCAGCGGGUCCCGCCUCCGAAGCCAUCCUUUAUAAGAGCAGCGCCGGGCGGUGCCAGCAGAGGUGUGAGCCACUGCUCCAGUCUGUGACCUGGAGACCCGGAGCCGGGCGCGGAUUCACGGAGCCACCGAGACCCUCAGAAGAGGUGCCAUGUCGGAGCCAUCCAGGGAUGCCCACCAGAUCCCACAUGGCAGCAAGGCCUGCCGCCGCCUCUUCGGCCCAGUGGACAGCGAGCAGCUGCGCCGAGACUGUGACGCGUUAAUGGCAGGCUGCGUGCAGGAGGCCCGGGAGCGAUGGAACUUCGACUUUGUCACCGAGACACCGCUGGAGGGCGACUUUGCCUGGGAGCGUGUGUGGGGCCUGGGCCUGCCCAAGCUCUACCUGCCUGCAGGGCCCCGGGGGGGCCGGGAUGACCUGGGAGGGGGCAAGCGGCCCAGCACCUCGUCUACCCUGCUGUCGGGGACAGCUCGGGAGGACCACCUGGACCUGUCCCUGUCCUGCACUCUCAUGCCUCACUCCCCUGAGCGGCCCGAGGCGUCUCCAGGUGCACCUGGCACCUCUCAGGGCCGAAAACGGCGGCAGACCAGCAUGACAGAUUUCUAUCACUCCAAACGCCGGCUGAUCUUCUCCAAGAGGAAGCCCUAAUCUGCCCCCUGGAAGCCUCAAGCUCCUAGAAAUGAGGCCCACCGCCCCACCCCACCCCCCCACUGCCCCCACAGGCCUCUUCUACACCUUUGCCUUUAGUCCUUCAGUUUGUGCGUCUUAAUUAUUAUUUGUGUUUUAAUUUAAACUCCUCCUCAUGUACAUAUCCUGCUUGCCACCACCCUUCCGCCCGCUCCCCCCGCCCCAGCUUUUGGCAUUUCCAAUUAUUUAAAAAACCAUUAGACAGCAGAAUGAUAGGUUUAUUAGAGCGCUAGGUAUUUUUAUUAUGCGAACUAUUAUUUAAGACGUCUUCAUCCUGUGCUCCCCAUUUCUGCUCUCCCAGAGGUAAGGUGGGGCUGGCGUGACCCUCACCUUCUGGGUGGUGCUCCCUGGAGGGGCCUGGCUCCUUCAGCUCACCACCUCAUGGGGGUUAUGAAAUUUCUGCCCCUUUCCUGCAUUCUCAAACCCGGAUUCUUUAUCAUUUGAGAAGUACACAGAUAGCACUUUGAAGGGGGCCCAGCAGGGUGGGGGCAUCAUCAACACUUUGGAGGCCCCUCCCCUUCUCUGAGGUCGGGCAGUGUGACCUUGAAGUGGGCACAGCCUGGAACACAGCUGGGAACGUGGCACUUUCCUGGCCCCUGAUGCCCCGCCCUGCUCUGUGAAGGCACGGGCAAAGGUAGGGUCCUGUAGCAAACCACCCCACCUCCUCUCACCCCCUCUGCCACCCACAGGGAAGCCAGUCUCAAUGUUUGGCCUCCCCUGCACUUUUCUAGGAGCCCCAGACGCCCCUCUUUUCCAGCUGGGCUUUCAAGUCCCUCUCUGCUCCGCUCCCCUCCCCCAUACCCUUUCCCUCUAGUACCCUCUCGGCCCUAGGUGGCAGCUCUGGGGUGCCUGUCCCCCCAGCUUAGUGGACUGGGAGGGAAGGGGUAUGCUAGAAGUAGGGGUCCCCAGUUCUACCUCAGGCAGCUCAAGCAGUGGCCGCCUCCUCCUCUUACCUUCUGGGGCAGAGGUUCUGGUGGUUGGACAGGCCUUCUUGAGCGGGGAUCCCUCUGUCAGGGGUAUGUCUCGGGGAGCAGAGUUUUCGAGGAGGAAGAGCGUGACACCAGCCCCUGGAACCCCUCCAAGGACCUUCCCCACUGCCCCACCCUCCCCCAUUUCAUUGCACUUUGAUAGCAGCUGAACAAGGAGUCAGAUGUUUUAAGAUGGUAGGGUAGAGGCUGUGGAUAGGGUAUGCUAAGUGGGCUAAUGCGGCCCUGGGAGUUGGGAGUUAUUGUCUUUCCCAGCACUGAGCAUUGAGCCCCUGGAGGCAUCGAAGCACUUAGUGGGUCUGACCCCAAACAUCUUACGUUCCUGUAACAUGCUGGCCUGGACUGUUUUCUCCUGGCUCCUCCUGUCUCCACCUAGACUGUAAGCCUCUGAAGGGCAGGGAACAAGUCCUAUACUGCUCUGUGCCCUUCAUUGCCCCUUCCUCAGUGCUGGGUAUACAGCAGGUGCUCAAUAAAUGUUUCUUGGUGAUUUUA
Acinonyx jubatus (cheetah) is the source of this 2172-nucleotide messenger RNA. RefSeq names its product cyclin dependent kinase inhibitor 1A (gene CDKN1A). Gene Ontology annotation, molecular function: cyclin-dependent protein serine/threonine kinase inhibitor activity. NCBI's taxonomy places the organism in Eukaryota, Metazoa, Chordata, Mammalia, Carnivora, Felidae. Bases 161 to 655 code for a protein of 164 amino acids. The transcript is spliced from 3 exons. Gene Ontology annotation, cellular component: nucleus. Gene Ontology annotation, biological process: signal transduction by p53 class mediator; regulation of mitotic cell cycle. The record is from RefSeq and is a predicted model, not a curated record.